AUGAAGCAGGCACCGGUGCGACCGGUGAUCAAAGUUGCCGUGAAAGAAGAGAAGGGGGCAGCCGGCGCAGCCGCACCCAAGGAGAAGAAACCGUCCAGAUCUGGCAAAUCCGGCUGGCAGGCCUGGAAAGAGAAACGCCAGAUCAGAGAUAACCUGGAGGAGUCCAAGAAAGACCGAGAACUGGUGUUGCUACGGGUCAAGCUUGAAGCUGCUGAAGAUCGGGAGCGAGAUUUUUCAUCGGGCUCAGCCGACCCGCUGCCGCUGGCAGCACCCGUGGGGCCAGUUGAGGCCGCAGAGCCAGAGCCGACCUUUGCAGACCAGGCCACUCAGGCAACUUCUGCGGUCCAGGAUCAAGAUACACAAACGCCAGAUUGGCGAUAUCCUGCCUCGUACCUGAGUGGCUUGCGGGUUAUCAAAGCCAGGCCGCACUACAUCAACGGGUCGCCGCCCAGGGAUGCCCCUAGCCCGCACCCCUUUGCCCGCCAGAACCGCAAUCGUGCAGAGUCCUUGUCUCCCAGCGCUCGGCCACGGAGGAGUUCAAGCUCAAGGUGGGACCGAAGUGCAAGCUGUUCGAUCUACUGA
Messenger RNA from Symbiodinium natans, 582 nucleotides. Lineage: Eukaryota; Dinophyceae; Suessiales; Symbiodiniaceae. The record is from the annotation of a GenBank genome assembly.